This is a messenger RNA of Harmonia axyridis, 5621 nucleotides long. Its product is annotated as SR-related and CTD-associated factor 4-like. The transcript is spliced from 12 exons. Gene Ontology annotation, cellular component: nucleus. Gene Ontology annotation, molecular function: RNA binding. The record is from RefSeq and is a predicted model, not a curated record. Bases 128 to 4240 code for a protein of 1370 amino acids. Lineage: Eukaryota; Metazoa; Arthropoda; Insecta; Coleoptera; Coccinellidae.
CUAUACUUCGUUAAUCUAUGUACGUGAACUAGCGUCACGUACCUUUGAUAAUUGAAAAAUUGUUAAAAUGGCGUCUAUUGUAGGUUGCGUUAUUGCAAAUUCGAAAAAUAUUUUGUAAAUACAGUAGAUGGACCAAUCUGAUCAACAAAAAACAAUGGAUACGGUCAAAGCAUUCAAUACAGAGCUUAUGUCUCUGUAUGAAUUUAAACCGCCGAUUUCUAAGGCAAAGAUGACAUCUCUCACUAGAGGUGCAAUAAGAGCUAUCAAGUUUUACAAGCAUGUAGUGCAAAGUGUGGAAAAGUUUAUUUUGAAGUGCAAACCAGAAUAUAAAAUUCCUGGACUUUAUGUGAUCGAUUCAAUAGUUCGUCAGUCACGACAUCAGUUUGGAAAUGACAAAGAUGUAUUCGCACCGAGGUUUGCAAAGAAUAUUCAACAGACAUUUGUAAAUUUAUACCAGUGUCCACCUGAAGAUAAGAGCAAAAUAAUAAGGGUUUUGAAUCUAUGGCAAAAAAAUCAAAUUUUUGCACCUAAUGUGAUCCAGCCCUUAUUUGACCUAGCAGAUCCAAACAAUCCCAUCUAUAAGGAACUAAGCAAUUCUGCACAGGCAAAUGGACAUAACACUACACAAAAAGGUUCUCCAGCUCUUCAAAAGACUCCAACAAAAACUACGCAGAGCAAUGAAUCACAAGGAGCUGUUAAUCUGAAUCUAUCCGAUCCGUCAGUCUUGAUUCAACUUCAGCAACUGCAGAGACUAUUGAACAGAUCGGGAGAUACCAAGAGUGAAAGUCAAGUUCAUUUUGAUAAGAAAUUAUUAGAUUUUGACUAUGGAGAUGAAGAAGAAGAAGUUAAUCCAUCACCAAAACCAGUUGUUGAUCCUUCCGUUGCAAGUUUGUUGACUAAUCCUGAAGUUGUACGUCAGUUGCAAACAUUGCAACAAACGAUGGCUUUGGCUCAAGAGGCGGACGCUGAUAAGCUCCGUAAGUUGCAAGAGAUGAAACAGCAGGAAGAAGAAUUUGAUAAACACCUUGCGCAAACAGUUCCUAAUCUACCAUUUGCUGCAGAAUGUGAAUUUAAACCAAAUAAUAAUGCCUCCAUGCCAGCUACUAGUGGUUAUUACUUGGCACCUCCCGAUAUGACACAACCCCCCCAAAUGCCAUACAAGCAAUAUGAUUUGACUCAGCAACCUGAUCAACCUGUCUACAGUACAACUAACAAUGAUAAUGACAACGAUGUCGAGGUGAUCACUCUUGAUAAUGCUGACUCGUCUAGGAGUCCGAGUCAAGAAAGAAGGAAAAGAAGAAGCCGUUCUAGAGACAAGCGUGAUAGAGAUCGGAGAUCUAGGAGAUCCAGAAGUAGAUCCCGUUCUCGAAACAAACGUCACAGAACCCGUUCUAGAGAUAGAGAUCGCGACAGAAAAGAGAAAGAAAGAGAAACUGAGAAGGACCGAGAGAGGAAAAAACGCGGUUUGCCUGCUAUCAAAAAAGAAAACUUGAGCGUUUGCAGCACCACACUUUGGGUUGGACACUUAUCCAAGUUGGUUCAUCAGGAGGAUCUCUCCAAUACAUUUGGGGAGUUUGGAGACAUAGUCAGUAUAGACCUUAUACCACCAAGAGGAUGCGCGUUCAUUGUCAUGCAUAGAAGACAAGACGCCGCUAGAUGUUUGACCAAAUUGAAGAACCAGAUCAUCCAUGGAAAAGCCAUAACAUUAGCCUGGGCACCAGGUAAAGGAGUGAAGGGAAAGGACCUCAAGGAUUAUUGGGAAGGCGAGCUAGGCGUGUCCUACAUCCCAUGGUCCAAAUUGAAACCCGACAUAGAUAUUGAAAUGCUAGAGGAUGGAGGAAUGAUUGAUGAAGACACAAUGCCUGAUUGGUUGCGUGCUAAGGUGGAAGGAAGUGGUAAACACCAGUCAAUGAUACCUCAAGCAGAAAUGGUUACUUUACCUACAGGAAUUGAUACAAGUCAACCACCCCCCAUGCCAGGUGGAGGCCUCUUGCAGCCCCCUUUAUCACUGCCUCUUGUUCCUCCAUUCCAGUUCAAUAAUAGGCUCUUAGCUCCAAAUAUGCUCAACUUACCGCCAGGAAUGAUGCCUAACGUACCAAUGGGCGUACCUCCUCCGAACCUUCAAAGUCAACUUAUGAGCAAUCCUCUGUUGGGAAUCGGUUCUCCCUUCCAAAGUGCCGGCUUGAUGCCACCACCUCCAAUGUCCCUUCAAAACGAUAACGGUCAAAGCAAUUCCGAAAACAACAUGAAGAAUCUGGCCGAGAGCCUGAUGGGUCUUAGUCAACCCUUCAACAUGAUGGGUCAACCAUCCCAAAUCUCGCAAAGCAGUAUGAUGCUCGAAGAUAACAUGGACAUCGAAAUGGAAGAUGCAGUACGGAGCGGACAGGAUUCCCUUCAAAUGCAACAAGAUCCCCGAUCGCAGGAUAGGGAGAGAAAUAGAGACGAUAGGGGCGAUCGAAGGGACAGAGAUCGGGACAGGGACGGUAAGAACGACAGAAACAGAGAUAGAAGGAGAUCGAGAAGCAGGGAUAGAGAUAGAGAACGCGACAGGGAGAGAGAUAGAGAUCGCGAUCGAAAUAGAGAUAGAGACCGACGAGGGAAUAGUAGAGAUAGAGACAGAGACCGAGAAGGUGGAAGAGGCCGCGAUAGGCGGGAAAGAGGAAGAUCGAAUCGUUGGGGCGAUAGAGACAAAGAAGAUGAAUCUGUCAACGAUCGGAAGGACAGAGAAAGAAGCCUCAACGAGAGGCUCCAGGAGAUGGCCGGUGGCGGUCCUUCCAAAUCGGGCAGAGACCGUAAGGAGAACCCGCCUCCGGUUCAGCUAAGUUUCGAACCGCCUCCGCAGCUUAUUGAGGUGCAGCCUACACCAGUCCAACCCAAAGAAACAAAACUAGACGAGAUCAUAAAAGAUGAAGGAACCGAAAUAAGAAGCAACAACGAUGCGAUUAUUCCCGCUAAUAUCGAUUAUCCACCGCCCAACAUCGAACAGGAUAUGCAAAUAGAGGGCGCCAACGAAGGUGUAUACCCUAUUAUGAGAGGCCCUAUGGAUUUUGUUCCUGAUCCAGAACGUAUGGCCGAUUUCGGAGGACCCAUGGGCCCAGGACCGAUGGGCUUCGGCCCGAUGGGGCCAAUGGGUCCUUUGGGACCGCCAGUAGGACCAAUGGACGAAUUCCCGCCCCCUAUGGGUCCCCGUGGACCAAGAGACGAUUAUCCACCAAGAGAUGAUUACCCACCAAGAGAUGAUUAUCCACCAAGAGACGAUUAUCCACCAAGAGACGAUUACCCACCAAGAGAUGAUUACCCACCAAGAGACGAUUACCCACCCAGAGAUGAUUACCCACCAAGAGACGAUUACCCACCAAGAGAUGAUUACCCACCCAGAGCAGAUUUCCCACCAAUGAUGGACGACUACGGUCCUCCAAUGGAUGAUUACCCCCCUCGGAUGGACGAUUACCCAGACGAUUUCCCUCCUCACAUGAGAGGCAGGAGGGGUGGUAGAAUGCACGAUGGUUUCCGUGGUAGGGGCAGAAGGGACUUCCGUGACGGGCCACCGCGUGGACCCAGAGGACCACCGGAAUUCUUCGAUGAGUACGGGCCGCCUCCAAUGGAUGAGUACGGCCCAGAAGAGGAGUUUCCACCGCGGUUCGGUCACAGGGGGCGUAUGCGUGGUGGUUUCCAACCCAGAAUGAGGGGUGGCCCACCGAGAGGUUUCAAUAGAGGAGGUCCUCGCGGAAGAUUUGAUGAUCUUGAAACAGGCCCGUGGAACGAAAGGAACUUCAACCGUUUCGAUGGACCUCCCGAAUUCUACAGAGGUGGCGGAGGCAGGGCACCACGAGACAUGUACGAGGAUGGUCCCCAGAGGCGUCGAGGAGGCAGAUUCGAGGAGAAUCGCCGACGUCACGACGACGAAGAAGGUUACGAUAACAUCGAAGAACAACAGGCUCCCGUGAAAAAAAGUAGAUGGGGCAAUCAGUCACCGCGUUCACAGAGGAACGACUCCGAGGAGGCUCCCGAGGAUCAUCGGGACCAACAAGCUGAGGACGGAGAACAGAGUAGGGAGCACGAGACGGUUAAUCGUCAAAGGGAACAUCAAGGAGGUGGAGACGUAACGCCUCUACACGAUGAAGUCGCGGCAGAGAGUUGUGCGCGGGGCGGAGCCUCCGAAGUUCCCGCCCCUAGUGAUGAUGGAAAUGCCAAUGUACAGAGCGAACAUACGGAGGAUAACGCUACUACUGAAGAAUAAUUUUUUUUUGUCUAAGGACAAAAAUUUAUUUUAUUAUGUAAUAUAUAAUUUUUAUAUUUAGAUCACAUUUUGGGGAUUUGCUGAAAAGCAUACUGUGUGAACUACUUGAAUCGAUGACGUUGUGAUGGAGGAAUUUUUACUAUUCCGUUGUUGACAUUUUUAAAGCCUUAUAAUAACAAAUAAUUCUAUUGCCAUUGAUUCAUCAAGUAGUUGAAUACUCUCCAAAAUUUUGUUUCCGAGUUACUUUUUGGUUUUUCACAUUAGGUUUGUGUUUAUUUAUGAGUGACUUGAAAAGUAACUGGAUAUACUCGAAAGCCUCAGAGAUAAUGUUGAAUUUGGACAGAAAAGUUAGUGCUAUUGAUUUUUUUUGUAUAGAAAGGACAGAUAAACUUUAAAGUUAUUAAAAAAAAACAGAGCUGUGAUAGUUGAACACAAUGGACCCAUGGGUUGGGUUUUUGAUUUUAUAUAUCUGAUAUAAGUUAUGUACAAAUAAAUUGUAAAUGAAUAUAAACUUUAGUUUUACAUUCACUCAAUACUCUAAUCAUAUUUGUAUAGUUAGUUUAAUAAAAAUUGUGAGGAGUAUCAUCAGAAAGGUAGGUCCAUCUGUGUUCACGUUCACGACAGCUGUUGGGGAAGGAACCAGCGCCUACUUUCAAAUGGAAAGAUUGGUGCAAGGUAUGGUCCAUUUUUUAUUAUUCAGAUAUUCGCAGCUCAUUGGGUAAAUGAGAAAAUAUCUUUAUCGCGCAUUUUUCACCAAGUUUCUACUGGAAACUACAAAGAUUCUGUAGUAAUGGUUUACUCAUUUUUAAACCAAGUAUUGAUACUAUAUUAAAAUGCAUACUUCAUCGAAGCUUUCUUCGAUAAAUUGAAUGUUGAAUUCGGUGUAAUUCACAUUAUUGAAUUAUUUCUAAUCUUUACAAAAAUCUGAUAUGGAAAUUUUUAGUAAUGGUAUUGUUUUUGCUGGUGGUGCUUUAUCUCAUUUUCCAUUCUCACCUAUUCAACCUUCGAUUAAGGGUUGAAAAAAUUCUUUAAUAUGAAUAGAACUGUAGUAUCCUUGCUGCAAUCUGCAUAAUACCUCCUUAUCAAGCUUUCUUUUUUCUACUAUAUAUUGAAUGAUCUUUCACUUUUUUCAUCAAUGAGCUGUGAAUAUUUUCUCUGAAGUGUCGAAUUUUUUUUCAGAAGGACUGAAUUUUCACUGAUAUUGAUUCAAUCAAAUUACGCAUUUUACUUAGACUAUUGCUGAAUUGUCCUCCUGAAAGAAAACAAUAUUUACAAGUUCAAUAAUUCAUCAAAUCCUGUAGGUUUCAAUAAUUGUUGUGGGUGUAGUAUGAAUUUAUAAAAAACAAUGUACAUAAAUAGAACUUUAUGUACUAAAUUUUCA